CAGCCAGUGACGUUCUUGUCCCAGAAUGCUGCCUGGUAAACAGACAUGGAAGCACCUGGUGAAGACCUCCACAGUCACUGAGCACUACACUCGCUCUUUGAACUGAUCUUCAUUUUCAAUACACCCUAAAGCCUGCGCCUUUGUUCUCUCUGGCACUCUACCGGGACCUCUGAAGUCCAGGGCAUUGAUUCCCUCACCAGCUUGUGUGGCAGUCUGGAAUCACCAAAGCUGAUGAGGAUCUACUGACUUGACCAGUGUUGUUCCAAUUUUUACUUUUGACAAGCGGAAAGAAUGUCGGAAAGGGCCGAUGAUGACGUCAGGGGGGAGCAGCAGCAGCGCAGAGCGGCCAGGCUGAAGCAGCAGCAGACACAGCUCCAGCGGGGAGAAGCCUCCACAGCAAUGGCGACUGUGGCGGAGCGCAGAUCCCUGCCUAGUCCUGAAAUAAUGCUGGGACAGCCUUGGAGCAGCUGGGUCGAUGCUGUGAAACUCUACGGGAGCGACGGUACAGAAUUGGAAGAAAGUUUGAAAGAGUGCGGGAAAAAUCGCGAAGCCAUGAGACUCUGCAGAGACGACAUGCCCAUCUUUGGCCAAUGUCCUGCACAGGAUGACUUCUACCUGGUCAUGUGCAGCCACUGCAGUCAGGUAGUCAAACCCCAGGCCUUCCAAGCACACUACGAGAGAAGACACAGCUCCAGCAGCAAGCCCCCAUCCAGCUAUCCCGCCUCUGCUGCAUUUGCAAUCUCUCGAAAUAAGGGCAGCAUUGGGGGCGGAGUUGGGGGCGGGACCGUCAGUGGAAGCACACUGGCACGCACCUCCAGCACAAACAGCAGCGUCCCCACUAAAAUCUACAAACCAACCAAAGAGAAGCCUCCUCACCGGAAGCCUCACUUCCCCUAUAGGGUGCUGCAAGAAGAGAGCCCAAUUCCUGUUGUUAAAGUAGAGAAGGUCCCUCUGAAGGUGGAAUCUUCAGCCAAGCUCCCCCACGUGCCCGCCUCUUCUUCCACCUCCACCUCCUCUUCCUCCAAUACUGUGAGCACCUCUCCCCUGAAGUCAGGCCUUAACUUCCCCUCCAUACCAAAGGCUCCUCUGCUGGCCCCUGGUCAGAUCCCUAAUGGAAAGGGCCACCUUUCGUCCCAAGACAAGAAAACGGACAGCAGCAGUGCCAGUAGCAGAAGACCCUUGUACAAGAGACAAGAGCGAGAGUUUAAUCCAGAUAUCCAUUGUGGGGUUAUGGAUAUGACAGCACAUAAGCCAUGCACAAGAUCCUUAACAUGCAAGACACAUUCCAUAAGCCAGAGGAGGGCGGUGCUCGGGCGGCGGCAACGCUUUGACACGCUGCUCGCUGAGCACAAGAGCAAAGCACGGGACAAGGAGUUGCACUUCAGGUUGGACCCCUCACACCCAGCACCCCCUCUCAGGGACCCUCACCCUCCCCACUCCCGCCUCCCACAAGACCCUCACCCGGUCUCCCAUGGCAAUGGCACUGCUGAUGCCACCAAGCCUUUGCCCCUCAAACCCAAACCUCAUAAUUCUGGGCUUGCACGACUUAACAACAGUAACUUUCACAGUGGAGGAGACCCAGCCAUGGCCCACGACCAGACCCACCACUCUCACCCGGCCCCUGUUAGUACUGAGAGCAGCCGCCUCUCCAGCGACGAGGGGGAGAACGAGGAGAGGGAGGAAGCUAUGGAGAAACUGGACUGCCAUUAUUCAGGUUACCACCCACGACCAGCCGCUUACUGCACUUUUGGAAGUCGAUUGUACGGUAGAGGAUGUUAUGCGUUGGACCGCCGCUGGGAUCAAGUACGGUGUGCUCUCACCACCAUGCUGGACAAGCAUGUCAACUCACAAAUGUGGAAGAAAAUCCCUCUGGCGUUGGAGAACUCUGCAACAACACCGACAGCCUCUCACCGGACAAGCACAAAUUCCCAUUCUUCCUCAUCCUCCUCCAUUUCUGCAGGCUUUCUCAGCCUGUCUUCGUCGCCGCCUUAUGAUAGCAAGCCUGUCCUGUCGUACGGCACUACCCUGAACGCCCGCUCUUCUCCGCAAGCCUCCGCAAGCGAGCAGCCCGCCUACAGUGGCGCUUCUAGACAAGUGUCAGCCUCAUCACCCCAGAUGCCUUCAGCCCACUUGUCCUCGCUACCCUCGUUGGGCUCCAACCGACCCCUCAAAUCCCGAUCUGGUACAAAAUCCUUUAGGGCUCGGGAGCCAUCCUCCAGCCUAAGUAACUCUGUCGUCAAGACAGACGACAGACGACAGAAUAACAGCAGUGUUAGCGUCAGCGGAAGUGCGAGCGGGAGCCUCAGUUUGGGAAAGAAGCGGAAAAACAGUUCCCUGCUAACCUCCCAUAACACUUACACCUCGGAAUCAUCCUCAUCCUCCUCUUUUAAGAAGAACUGCGCAGUAAACGUGGGUAGCCUGGGCAGUGCCUAUCAUUCCUCGCUCGCCUCCACCCCCACUUCGUCUUCGUCGUCAUCAGCGUCGUCGUCAUCCCACAGUGGGGUGUACAGUGUGGGGGUAAACUGCACCCCAGGCAGGGCCAACUCCCUGAGCUUGAAGCAGGAAUCGACGGGACGUGGCCCUCCUUCUGGCAGCCCCGCUGAGUCUAUUAAACGCAUGAGUGUGGUGAUGAACAGCAGCGACUCCACCCUCUCCCUCGGGCCGUUUGUUCACCAGAGCAGCGAUCAUCACGCAGAGGCACGUCUAGAAGCCAAACGGAGGAAGGGUUCGCCUGGCUCAAGUAGCCUCAACAGCACAGCGUCUGGAGCAGGAGGGGGUGGAGGACAAGGUCCUGGCAGGCCCAAAAUGGCCAAGUCUCCAUCAAUCAACAACAUCCACGGCAAGCACGCUCGCUCUAUACCCGGACCACCAGGGCUCCCUAACAAUUCACUCAUACAUCAGCCAAAGGCUCGUCCCUGACACCGGUGUGGAGGCUCUGAGCGUGCUGAGCAGUAGGCUGGACCCAGAGCUCCCUCGGCCCCCUCAUGCCACUCUGCACGAGGCCUUCUUUUUCUCUUACUCUUCCCACAAUCCUCAGGGUGGAAUGCACACUGGGUGGCCCAUUUGAUGUCCUUCGUGGGGAUAUACUCCCAAAGCCAUGCAGGGGGCACUCUCCUGGGAUAGGAUAAUAAGCCAGAGAGAUCUAGUUCUCCUGUCGGUGGUUAUAAUGAAUCUAUACAAUGCACCAUUGGGUACAACGCCUGCUGCGUAGAGCUACCCAGCCUGAGCACUUGCGCUGGGGUCUGAAGGUACAGAUUUGGGCUGGUACGUAGCCUCACCAACACUACCAAGCAUAGGAGGGAUGGGCGACACAAACAAGAUGAGUUCUUCGGUAUGUGUGGACUACUGGAAACUGAAAUCCUACUCAGCCUUGGAGGAAGUGUACAGGAGAGGAACAUCCCUUCAGUAGACGCACAAUCAACUUAAGUUAAUCAUAACACAUGAUCUCUCUCUGGAAGGCUGAAUAAGAUCAAGCUACGCUCCCUGCAGAUCGACACGACAGGAGUGGAGUUUCAACACGAGCAACCUAAACUUAAAAGAUUAUGCAAACUAGACAUUUUUACACCACAUUUUGUUUACAGGCUAGCAAAUGUAUAGCAAACAGAACAAAAUACCAUUUAUCAUACACUUUUUGUGGAAAGAAAUGAAUCAUGUUUAAAUUUACAUAGUUUUGUUUUAUUUCAAGGGAAUUUUUAUGAACUUCGGCUAAUGGAGUUACUUUUUUUUACAGAACAAUCCAACCCUGACUUGAACUCUAACACCCUGCAUUACCUAAAGCACUUGAUUCCCCCCCCCCCCCCCCCCCCAUUCAUUUGAAUAAUUUCAGGUUUGUUAGUUGCCUAGCAUGUCUUUACUGAAUCUCUGAGCAACAGUUGUCUCUUGAAGCUCCAAAAAAUAUUCAGUUUUAGGUACAUUAAGGGCUUGAUUCAGUAAAGCUUUUUAGCACAUGCGAAAACAACUGCAGGAACAAAACGAGAGACCGCAGGUGACGUCUCGCCUCCAAUUACCCAUUGUAGCACUAAAGAAGCAUGUGCUGAAAUCUUAAUGUACUAAAAUCUGCAGUCUUGCUCGAAAAUGAUUGUAGGAGAGCCAUUUCCUGGUGUCAAUGCCUUAGGCAUGGUAUUGUUUUUUUGCCGUUUCAAUCUCAGAAAGGGGCUUAUGGCUAGUUGCUGUUGAGCCAUAGACCAACAUUACAGACACACUAUCAUCUCAGCAAUGGAGUAGACAUUUUCAUGACUCAGUACUGUGAGACACAUAUACAGUAGUCUGGCCAUCCCCAUCUCAUGAAAUAACCACUAACUUGUACUGCGACCCAACGUUCCUGCAUUGAUCCGACACGAACCUAAAGAGGUUAGUAGCUGGACAUUCUGGUUUAAAUCUCAUUUUCAUUGUGGGUCUGUCAACUUAAAAAGGCAAUAGAUCCUUUUUUUGGCUCGUUGAUCUUCAGAAGAGAUGUUGAGCUGGAUUUUGUGUAAGUUGGGUCUUCUCUUUAAAACUCCUGUAAAUUCCUGAACUCCACUGAUGUCAGUCAGCAAUCGUUGCUGAGAAGUAGAGCAUGAAUUUUUUUUUGUGUGUGUGUGCGUGUAUUUUUUCCCUUCAGCUUUUUCGUACACGAAACCGAAUACGAAUAUUGAAGUAUCCCUAUUUCAGAAAUACAUAUUUUGUUAAAGAAUUGUACAUAUGGAGAUGUAUUUUUGCACAGGCAUUUUCGUAAAACUUUUUGGUACAAUUGAGAUCACUAUUAUUUAUUUAGUAAAUGGAAACAUUCUAAGAUUAUUAGAAGUGGUUCACUGCCAAGCAAAUAAUGCAAUACGCCACUCUAUCCAGACACCGCUUCUUGUUAGUCACAUGCCGAGUUCCCCCAGACAGAUUGUUGCCACAGUAGUGGGAAAUCAUCCACCGUAUAUAUAUAUUUUUUAGGUGUUAAUAGUGCUUUCCCCCCUCCCAUUUCAAUCCAAGAGGUCAGAGAAUGUGAUCAAAAUAGCCCGUUACAACUGUGCAAAAGAUUUCUGGCUGGCUGAUGUAUUUUGUAGGACUUUUCUAACUGGAAGAGGGAACAAAACAGUUGUACAGUGCAAAAGGUGCACCACUGUUGCCAAAUGUUUUAAUUGGAUACAUUGCUUUUUAAUUACUUAUUCAUUUGCUUUUAUUUAACGCUGACAAAAACAAAAAAAGAGAAAGUGCCUGAAUUAGUUUCUCAUUGACUGUUGUUAAGGCAGAGCUUUUUAUUUCAUGUAUUCAUUUUUCCACAGUACUUGAAUGUUAUAUAAAGGUUAAGAAACUUUUUAAACCUGCCUAGGAAUCUCAUACGUCGCCCUUUCCCCCUUCAAGUAGAGCGGUAACUGAUUGAUGAAAUGCAUGGCAGAGGAGUGACACUUGACACUGACAUGAGAAAAGCUUCCUGUCUGUCCCUUGUAUUCUUUUAUGACUACUUUUGAUAUUUGAAAUUUUCAAAGUGAGAGGGAUAGAUAUUUUUGUGGCAAAGUCAGUGAUUUCAACCAAUGUUUUAGGCAGAUAAAUGUACUGUUUACCUUGAAAUUGUAACUCCACUGUUUUCAGAUGACGAAAGCUUUGUAAAGAUGUUCGAUUAAACAACAGAUUUGGAAUGUGAAUCUAAGAUAAAAACAGUUUGCUUUUUGGGGAAGAAGCCUCUACAUAUAAACCUAUGUACAAGUGUGUAUAUUUUGAUUUCUUUCUUUUUUUUUGUAUACAUAUUCAAAAAUCAUUUGAUCAGCUGGACUUUUGUGUGUUGGCUGCUAUGUAAUUCAUGAACAAACACAGUAGGGUAGAUUUACUUAAUAUUUAAAGAAAAGAUUGUAUAGUAUAUUUGUUUUGUAACAAGUUUCUGUAAAUAUAUAAAAAAAAUAAUUUAUACAGUUAUUUAUAAGAAAAA
This is a messenger RNA of Rhinichthys klamathensis goyatoka, 5893 nucleotides long. RefSeq names its product ataxin-7. NCBI's taxonomy places the organism in Eukaryota, Metazoa, Chordata, Actinopteri, Cypriniformes, Leuciscidae. The record is from RefSeq and is a predicted model, not a curated record. The coding region runs from base 292 to 2919 and encodes 875 amino acids. The transcript has 14 exons.